This is a messenger RNA of Symbiodinium pilosum, 1746 nucleotides long. Lineage: Eukaryota; Dinophyceae; Suessiales; Symbiodiniaceae. The record is from the annotation of a GenBank genome assembly.
AUGGCCAUAGAGAAGGACUACGAUGUCUUGGAGCGCCUGGGCGAGGGAGCAUUCGGAAAAGUCUACAAGGCAAGGCACAAGAAGACUGAGGAGUUGGUUGCUGUGAAGCAGAUCAAGCUUGGAGCCAAAUCCUGGGACGAAGCCUGCAAGUCGACGGAGCUGGCUGCUUUGAGACAGUUGCGCCAUCCCUUCAUUGUUCGGCUCAAAGAGCUCUUGCGCAACCAGCUGGAUGGGAGCCUGUAUUACAUCUUUGAGUACAUUGAUAGCGAUCUGUGCCGGCUUGUAAGGCAGAACCCAUCCGGUCUGGAGGAAAGCUUUGCUGCUGGUUUGGCCCGGCAACUGUUUGCAGGUCUCGCGCACAUACAUCAACACAACUUCUUUCAUCGAGACAUAAAGCCGGAGAAUGUCCUUUACGAGACCAAAAGGGAAGUCGUUCGAAUUGCGGACUUCGGCGAGUCCCGCUCUCUCCGCGCAAGGCCACCGUUCACGGACUAUGUGGGCACCCGCUGGUACCGAGCUCCAGAGUGUUUGCUGCGGGACCGCGGCUACUCCUCGCCGGUAGAUGUUUUCUCGUCUGGCUUGGUGUUCGCAGAGCUGUUGAGGGGCUCUCCUGUCUUUAUGGGGUCUUCGAGCAUGGACCAGCUGUACAAGAUUUUCUCCGUCCUUGGGCAGCCGGUCUCUGACUGGCCUGAAUUCUCAAGGCUGGCGGAGGCCUGCCGCUUUCGCGUGCCAGCAUCUUCGGGUACUGGGCUGCAGCCUGUGAUUCCUCGAGCUUCAAGCCGUGCUAUUGCCAUCCUCUCAGAGAUCCUUUUAUUGAAUCCGCGGAGGCGACCUAUGGCCAGGAAGGUGUUGGAGCACAACUACUUCAGUGUGCUGCCCCCUCUCGAUUUGGACCGACUGGAUACCAGUCGCUCCACAGGUGGCAAUUCGGCCGCUGCUCUCACGGCAUACCUGCAAGAGCGCUGCGACUCUCGCCACUCCUUCUCGAUGAAUGAGGCGCCGCCAACUGCAUCCCAGGGCACGCUGCAGACCGGGAACGGGUCCCAGGGAACGCUGCAGGCUUCUCGGCCAGAGACUCCGGUUUUGCCCCCACCGCCAGUGCCAGCCCCGCCACCUAGCCGUCCAAAGAGCGAGGUCUGCGUGGAUGAUGUGGAUCUUGAUGCAGAGUUAGACAAGAUCCUCGGCGAUGCACCUUGCAGGUCUGCUGAGGAACCCGAGUUGAUUGAUCCCCAAGAUUUCGCGCUCCGAGCAGCGGGCAGCAAUGACAGUUUUGUCUUGGAGCCAGAAGCCAGCCCUAUGCCGGAGACGGUAGUUUCCUUACUGGGAGGCUUUCCAGACAUUCCGCCUCUCCACAUGGGCAACACCUCCAUUGCCAACUCCCGCGCAGCAUCGCCUGAUUCGCGAGGAGACAUCAUGGAUGCCCUGUUGAAUGAUCUGGCUGACCUGGGAGUAGGUGAAGACCUGGCGCCCAGUUCUGCACGACUUCCACCUAGCCUGGCCCCGCCGACUCCGAUUCCUGGCCCGGACAUGGAUGUGUCUGCGCUGUCCUGGAGCCCUGAAGAGUGUUUGGAGCUCCGGCGGCUCGUCAAGCGCGUGGUCAGGUCUGGCACGUCUGAUAAAGAGCAAAUCUGGCUACAGGUGAGCCGAGAAAUGGGGGGACGGUAUUCCGCUCGUGAGUGUAAGCUCCAAUACGCACGCGACUACAAAGCGGACAAGAUGAGGAAGCAAGCCAUGGCAGACGGAUAG